ACGGAGUAACUAAUAACAUCACUCUGUCAACAAAUAUGCAAUGAUUGGAUCAUUUCGCUCACAUUCCCACACAAAAAUGAUGAAAAUUCGAAAAUUCUAGGGUUUCUGAUUCAAACUGGGUUCAGAAAAUGGUAGAAUUUCUACCUGAGGAACUGAAAGUAGAAAUUCUGAAAAGGGUACGGAACAAGGAGCUGUUGCGAUGUACUGCAGUGUGCAAAUCAUGGUAUGCUCUUAUCAAAUCCUGUUUUUUCAUUUUCCAAACCCAUCUUCCCCAUGUUCAAUCUUCGAAUUCGAACCCGCAUUUAGUCAUUUUGUGCCACUAUUUUGACCCUAACGAUUACGUGAUGUCAUUUCAUGAUGAUGAUACUGAAGAGUUCAGCGAGUGUCAUUUGCCUGCUCACUUCUAUAACUAUUCCAACUUAAGUCUCUUUGCCUCUUGCAACGGCCUUCUUUUAUUUCGCGACUAUUCUGAGUAUAUCCUCUGGAAUCCAUCCAUUUGCAGAUCACUAACGCUUCCAAAACCAAAACUAAAAAAUGGGGAAGAAUUAUGUGGGCUAGGUUUUGAUUCUACCACUAAUGAUUUUAAAGUGUUAAGGAUAUUGUGUGAUUUUGUUUUUACAGAGCCGAGGUCCAUUGUUGUUAAGGCUGAGAUUUACUCUGUUAAUGCAGCUUCCUGGAAGAAUAUUACUCAUAUUGCACCACAAUAUAAAAUCCCAUAUAAUAUUUACUUUCAACAGCAGUGUAUACCCUUUGUUAACGGUGCAUUGCAUAUGAUUGCUCAUGAUUGUAAAGAUAAGGGACAUAAUUUGGUGCUUGUCUUUGAUGUCAAAGAUGAAAUCUUUCGCGAAAUAUUAUUGCCCCACUGUUUGCAGAAUGCUCUGCUUGAUAUGUUGUUUGUUAUCGCAUAUGGACAAUCAAUUGCAGUUGUUCAUUUUGAUAAUUCCGGUAUUUGGAAUGAUAUAUGGGUGAUGAAAGAGUAUGGUGUGUACGAUUCAUGGACCAACUUAGGCAAGUUGCAGAAUGAAGAGUAUGCAUCAGCUGCAGUGUUCUUGAGGAAGAAUGGGCAAUUCAUGAUAGAUUCUGGUUUGGGGAAAAUCUUUUCAUUUGAUUUUGCUACUCAAACCUUCAUCGAUCUUUUCCCGGGUGUGGAGGAAAUGGAUGAAAACGGUUCUGCUUCUGUUUUUAGCUAUAUUGAGACCCUAGCCUUACUUGAUAGAGGAAACUUUGGAGAUGAAUCGAGCCGGUCGCAGAAUUUAGGAGAUGCAACUAAUUAACAUGACUUAGAUGGUGCAUUGAGAAAGAAGCUGUAAUAGCGGAGGAAGGUAAAUAUGUUAAUUUUUUGGUGUUUCAUAGUCUCUCAUGGAGUGAUCCAUACAACUAAUGCUUUUUCUUUCUCGAAUUCAAGCAAGGAGGAUUUGAAUUUAAUUUUUGAGUUUUUUCAGCUGUUGUUUUGGCUCUCUUUUUUCAUAUGCAUAUAUGUCUUUUGAACUCGACUCUGUGUCAUUCGACUAUUACAUUGCUAAUCACGAUACAACUUAUGUGUAGUCUAUCUUUAAUCAAGGCGCAGAAUUUAGGUAAGGUAGUAUUGGUUUUGCUGUUUAUGCUACCAUCUAAAAACAUAUAUCCUUCUUUUCUUUAUUUUGAUGUCUGCUUUGACGUUUAAUAGUGGAUGAUGGAAAUUCUACUUUAAUA
Molecule: messenger RNA, 1692 nt
Organism: Mercurialis annua (annual mercury)
Lineage: Eukaryota; Viridiplantae; Streptophyta; Magnoliopsida; Malpighiales; Euphorbiaceae
Product: F-box protein CPR1-like
Exons: 2
Coding region: 129-1274 (381 amino acids)
Molecular function (GO): protein binding
Source: RefSeq, a predicted model, not a curated record